This is a messenger RNA of Centrocercus urophasianus (Greater sage-grouse), 2415 nucleotides long. It is a transcript of the gene VWA1, whose product is annotated as von Willebrand factor A domain containing 1. The record is from RefSeq and is a predicted model, not a curated record. Lineage: Eukaryota; Metazoa; Chordata; Aves; Galliformes; Phasianidae. The coding region runs from base 557 to 2056 and encodes 499 amino acids. The transcript is spliced from 6 exons. Gene Ontology annotation, molecular function: protein binding.
AGUGCUCCACAGCCUCCUCCCAAAGGAUUAGCUAAUAUUCCCUGAGCAGGGCGCGCUCACCGGCCCAUCGACUUUUUCUUUCCUCUCUAUACGCGUUUUCCCUUCUUCUAGUUCAUUCCAGAGCAGAGAGAGCUUUGGAUUUCACUGAGCUUCUCUCUCUCUCUCUUUUUUUUUUUUUCCCUCAUAGCUGGACUGCUGCCAGUGUCUCGCAGGGCCGGCGUUUCAUCUAUCGGGACAGAUUUUUCACCCCAGCCCAGCUGCACGCCCGCUGCCUGCGAGCAAACCCCAGCAGCAAGCAGAGCUCUGGAGGGCAGCGCACCCCAUCCCCAGCCAAGGGGGACGUGGAGAGGAAGGAAAAUUGCCUCCAGCACUCAGAGAUUGUGCCACGGCGCAGCGAAAGAAAGAACUGUCGGAUCUCAAGGCAUGAGCAGCUCACAAGCUGCCCUGGGCUCUGCUGGAUCCCUGCAUGUAAUAUGACUGAUGCUGAGCCUUUCGACUGCCUUCACAGAGCCGAGCUUUUGGAUUUAAGGUAGUUUGCCCAGGACUGGACUUUGCUAUGCUGGCCGAGGCAGCUCUUGUGCUUGGUGUGUGGCUGCAGCUCGCUGCGGGGCAGGAAGCACCUGGCCAAGGUCCUCAGCCCUCCAUUUCCAAUUCAGAGGGAGACAUCCUCUUCUUACUGGACAGCUCUGGCAGCGUCUCCUACUAUGAAUUCUCCAAGGUCAAGGAAUUCAUGUGGGACCUCGUGCGGCCUUUCACCUUUGGCCCCAACGAUGUCCAGACCAGCAUCAUCCACAUCAGCACGACCCCCACCAUGGAGUUCCCCUUUGACCGGUACCUGUCCCGUGGGACGGUGCAGCAAGCCAUCCGGGACACCCGACAGCUCAUGGGUGACACCAACACAGGCAAAGCGCUCUCCUUUGCCAAGGAGAAGCUCUUCAGCAAUGAUGCUGGUGCCCGGCCAGAUGUGCCCAAGGUUCUGGUUUGGGUGACGGAUGGGUUCUCCAGUGAUGACAUCUCUGAGCCCAUGCAGCUCCUGAAGGACAUGGGAGUGACAGUCUUCAUUGUCAGCACAGGGCGGGGGAAUUACCUGGAGUUGUCUGCUGCUGCCAGCCAGCCUCCUGAGAAGCACCUGCACUUUGUGGACGUGGAUGACCUCCCCAUCAUCACCAAGGAGCUGCGAGAUGCUAUGCUAGAUGUUAUCCAAGCAAAUCGGCUCCAUGUGGUGGAUAUCACAUCAAGUAGCUUCCGUCUGAUGUGGCCCCAACUCCUCUCUCAAGAAACCGGUUACUACACCCUGCAGUAUGCCCCAACAGAUGACCUGGCAGCCAAGAGGACAGUGCAGGUGUCUGGGGCUCACACCAGCCUCACGCUGAGCAAUCUUGCUCCAGAAACUACAUAUGAGGUGGCACUCGUUCCUGAAUCCAACGUCCACUACUUCCCUCCCCAGACAAUAAGGGUUACCACCCUGGCAGAGGAAAUCAGUCCAGCUCAGAUUGUCAUCGCAGACUCCAGGCCGCACAGCUUCCAGGUCAGCUGGGCACCUACACCAGACAGUGUGACUAGCUACCAGGUCCUGUAUGGGCCACUACGUGGGGACUCAGCGCAGCUGCUGGAGGUGGAUGGCACCCACAACAGCACUGUUGUGGAGAAUCUGGCACCCAACACCACCUAUCUGGUGACAGUGACUGCGAUCUACAGUUCAGGAAAGGAGAAAUCGCUGUCAGCCAAAGCAUGCACUCAGGAAGAGGGCUCCAAAGUGAGGCACCUUCGCUUUGAAGACUUGGGCUCCAACACCCUGAAGGCUUCAUGGGAUGCUGCAGAUGGGAAGGUCCUUGGCUACCGAGUCAGGUGCCGGCGGCAAACCGGCCCUUCAUCACUCAUCAGUGUGUCACCACAAAUCCACAGCGUGCUCCUCACAGACAUGGCCCCAGGCACCACAAACAAAGUGUGUGUCAAGUCCAUGUACAAGGAUCAGCCGGGCAAGGGGCUGUGCCGCAUGGUGCACAUGCAGCCAGCUACAGAAGCCCCAGGGUACAAGCACAGACAGAGGGCAUGACAGACCUGAGCAUGAACUGAUCCCCCACAGAGCAGGAGAUCUUGCUUGGAACAAAGGUUUGGAUGAAACGGAGGGACCUACAGAGGAAAUCAGGAAGCUCACAGACCAUGUCCCAGCCUGCACUGUCUGUUGAGCUGUCCUGGUUGCAAAGCCUGAGGGCCAUCCUCAGUCAAGUUCUUGCAAAGCUUGAAGAUGGGGUUCAGCUGGAUGGAGCUGACAAUCCCACUGCUAGAUGCCAAAUCUGUACCCUCUCUUGUAUAAACCUGCCUGACAAACAACAAACAAAAGGCAACUGAUGAAUCCUCACUAUUGCUUGCUUAUUUCCUGUACUCUAUUUAUUAAAUGUUGAUACAGUUGUA